Molecule: messenger RNA, 247 nt
Organism: Caenorhabditis elegans
Lineage: Eukaryota; Metazoa; Nematoda; Chromadorea; Rhabditida; Rhabditidae
Source: the annotation of a RefSeq genome assembly
GCAAAAAACCUCGGGAUUUGAGUAUAAAAUUCGAUUGGACAAAAAAAUUAACAACGACGAUUUAUUAUGGAAAUCAUCAGAGAAUGGAGCUGAAAUUGUGGUGGAUGAGCUCUCCCUUGGCUUUCUCAAAGGCGCCACCGUGGAUUUCGUGGAAGAUUUAAUGAAAUCUUCAUUUCGAAUUGUCAAUAAUCCGAUUGCCGAAAAAGGAUGCUCUUGUGGAUCAAGUUUUGCGCCGAAAAUGGAUUAA